Messenger RNA from Dicentrarchus labrax (European seabass), 3902 nucleotides. RefSeq names its product guanylate cyclase soluble subunit beta-2-like. Gene Ontology annotation, cellular component: guanylate cyclase complex, soluble. Bases 24 to 2168 code for a protein of 714 amino acids. The transcript is spliced from 17 exons. Gene Ontology annotation, molecular function: heme binding; guanylate cyclase activity. Gene Ontology annotation, biological process: response to oxygen levels; cGMP biosynthetic process. Lineage: Eukaryota; Metazoa; Chordata; Actinopteri; Moronidae. The record is from RefSeq and is a predicted model, not a curated record.
CUGAGUAGAAUAACAUCACAGACAUGUAUGGGUUCAUUAACAGCUGCCUCCAGUCUCUGGUGAUUGAGAGAUUUGGCCAGGUGACCUGGGACAAAUUGAGCACUCUAGCAGGGGUCCAGGAUACCUUCAUGACAUAUACAGUUUACGACGAUAUCCUAACCCUAAGCCUGGUGAAGGAGGCUUGUUCACUACUGGAUGUUCCUGCUGAUGUUCUUCUUAAGCUUUUUGGAGAACAUUUCUUUCUGUUUUGUAAGCAAGCAGGCUAUGACACCAUGCUGAGGACACUGGGAGGAAAUCUCAUUGAAUUCAUUGGAAAUCUAGAUGCUCUCCAUAGUUACCUGGCUCUGUCCUAUCAGGAAAUGAAUGCACCGUCUUUCCGAGUGGAGAUGACAGAUGAUGGGAAGAUGCUUCUUCACUACUAUUCUGACAGGAAGGGCUUGUACCAUAUUGUGCCUGGUAUCAUGGAGGCGGUUGCCAGAGAGUUUUUUGAUAGCAAAGUGACCAUGGUGGUUCUCAAUCAAUCGGAGGAAGAUGAGCGGACAGGGAAGAAGGAGCAUGUUGUGUUCCUGGUCAAACAGACCAACCAAGCUGGCAAGACCAGAGACCAGCACAAUUCCAGUCAUAGAUGGGAGUCAUUACUGAGAACAAUGAGGGACAGAUGUUUGUCACUAGCUGGGAAAAAGCAUGGCUGGGACCUGCUCAGGGCUGUGGUCCUCUCAGAAAAAGGCAGCCUCCAGUGCACUUUCAGUCCAUGUUACCCGAACAAGCUAUGGAUGGAAGAGAAAGCUUUCUGCAAUGCUUUUCCCUUCCAUAUUGUCUUUGAUGAAGAUCUGAAAGUAAGGCAGACAGGUGUGAACAUACAAAAGUUUGUUCCAGGUCUUCAGGCCAGAGAUGCUACAUUGGACCAAUACUUCACCAUUAUACACCCACAGGUGACCUUUACCAUUAGGAGCAUCAGGAAAUUCAUCAACAGUCAAUUUGUCUUGAAGAGCUACAAAGACAAACACACCACGCUCAAGCUCAGAGGUCAGAUGGUGUGGAUGGAGUCUCUUGGCUGUAUGUUGUACCUGUGUUCUCCAAAGUUACGAAACCUCCAGGAACUUCAAGAUGUUGGCCUCCACCUGUCUGACCUGGCCCAACAUGAUGUCACCAGAGACCUGGUCCUUCUCAACCAGCAACGUCUAGCUGAGAUGGAGCUCACCAACCAGCUGGAGAGGAAAAAAGAGGAACUGAGAAUCCUGUCGCAGCACCUAGAGGCUGAAAAACACAAGACAGAAACUCUGCUGUAUGCCAUGCUGCCCCGCCACAUAGCCAAUCAGCUUAAAGAUGGGAAAAGUGUAAAAGCAGGGGACUUUGAGGUGUGCACUAUUUUGUUCAGUGAUGUGGUGACCUUCACGAACAUCUGCGCUGCUUGUGAGCCCAUCCAUAUUGUUCAUAUGCUCAACUCCAUGUACUCCAAGUUCGACAGACUCACCAAUAUACAUGACAUCUACAAGGUAGAGACUAUUGGUGAUGCAUACAUGGUGGUGGGUGGCGUUCCAGUCCCGACAGAAACCCAUUCUCACAGAGUGGCAAAUUUCGCUUUGGGUAUGAGAAUAGCAGCCAGAGAGGUCACCAACCCUGUGACAGGCAAACCCAUACAGAUUCGUGUGGGUCUCCAUACUGGUCCAGUGUUAGCUGGGGUGGUAGGGGAGAAGAUGCCUCGCUACUGCCUGUUUGGAGACACUGUUAACACUGCCUCCAGGAUGGAAAGUCAUGGACUCCCUGACCACAUUCACCUCAGUUCUUCCACAUACAGUGAGUUGAAGGAUGCAGGGUUCAACAUACAAGAGCGUGGGCAGAUUGAGGUGAAGGGUAAAGGCCAGAUGACCACUUACUUCCUGUUGGGGAACCUGUUGGUGUCAGAAGAUAGCAUCAUGGGAAGAAAGGUUGGAGGGACUGGUCUUUACAGGGAAGACCUUCAAAAAGAGCCUGACAAAGAGCCUGAUGUGAGAACUGAGACUGAGUGGAGAGACACAUCCUCAGAUGGAGUCAUUUCCCCAGACCCCAACGGCUUAGACAUGAUAGCUCCCUUUGCCUGGGACAUCACCCAGCCCUAUGAGAUCAACAAAAACAGCCACAACAUACCUGCAAACGAUUUCAACAGCAGACUCUGUGUCUUACUCUGAGUGAAGACCCUCUCAGCCUCUUACAACUCAUUUAACUGUUCUGGGUUGUGCCAGCUUAGAGGUGUAUGAGCUCAACACAGAAAUAUAUAUAUAAAUAUACAUAGAUCAUUAUGACAAUUUUUCCUCAUUCUAACACAUCAACUUGAGGACAGAAUCUUCACUUGCUGCCUAAUAUAUCCCACCCACUAAUGGGUCCCAUGAUAACAAGAUAGUCAGUGUUCAGCUGUCAGUGGUCAUAAUGUUAUGGCUGAUUGGUGUGUAUAUAUAAUGCAGCUCCAAUAGCACGAGAAGGAAAGAGGACAGGACAAGGUGAGAAUACUAUGUAGUUAGAUUAGUUUGGUUAGUAACAGGGGAAACUCAACUCCAAACCACAGUGACACUAUGUUACAAAGUUACAGUCAAAGUUUAAUGAGCUUACCAAUCCACAUGACAAAGUAUCUAGUUUAAAUGAACUAUAAUAAUAUGAGAUGCAUUGACCAGAAGUCCACACAAGUCUUUUGCAAACCCUGCAGCUGUAAAGCUAAAUACAGAAACCAACCAAUAAUCUCUAAAUCAGUUCCAGAAAAAAGAAAAUUACUAAAUAUUUUCAUCCUACUUUAAGGAUUUGUUUAUAGUUCACCUAUAUUAAAAUGUCAUGAUUAAUAUAAAGACUAGCUAAUCACAGACUACCUUUUCUACAUUGUUGGAAGCUAUUAAUGUGUCUGUAAUUUAUCAGAUAGUUAUUUCACUUGAUUUGAAGACAUGGGUCACUACUGCAGCUUUACAGGAAGAAGGAAAAUAGGAGUUUGUUAUUGAGAUAUAUAAGAUGAGAUAAAGGCUUAAAUAUUAUCGACUUCUAAUUCAAAAAUAAAUCUUAGACGUAAGGAAUCGGGUGUUUUCAUUACUGCAUAUUCUGAGACAUUUCCAAUUUUGAAAAACAGGAAAUUAAUUAUUUUCUGUUUAUUACUGUACUGAAUCCACAAAGAAUGAAUGAAUUCACUUUUGAAUGUUCCUUUAUAGUCCACAAUUUGAACUAAUUUGCCUCCUUCUUCGUAAUUGUAUUAAUAUUUUUCUUAAUUCAUUUACAAUUUCCCAUGCACUCAUUAAUGAGUUAUUUAUUAUAUUUUUAUUUUUAAUAUAAGUUAAAUAAUCAGCUUUGGUCCAUCUCAGAUAAUUUACUUCUUUAAUUUGCAAUGAAUUUUCUCCUAUCAUGUGGUUAUUUUUUUAAAUUUAAGAGUUGCCUUCAAUGUUCAAUCUUUCGGUUACAUAAACCUCCAAAGAUGCUUAUUUAACCUUGGCAAAUUAUAUUUUUUAUCCGAGUGUACAAAAUUAAUUUUUAGUCUCUUUGAUCAUCAUAAAGUCAUUUGAUCAUCAUAAUAUAUAAUAUAUAACAUUAAUUAACAUGCACAACGUCAUUCCAGUCCAACUGCUUUAAUUUAUCUUCAAAUGGAUGGAAGUUUGGGGUAUAACAAAAAAAACUUUAACCCUUUUCUCUGUAUAAAAAAAUCGUUUAGUCCCUGCUUUCUCAACUAGUUGGUCGCUAUCCAAAAGUGGUUCUCAGUCUUAUUGUGAUUUGGUCUCAUGUCAGACUUACAUUUUGACAGAAAAUGUAAGCUACAAAAAUAAAUUAUAAAAUACAAAAACAAAGGCCCAUCUCAAUUAGACAAAAAGCUUCAUCGAUAUGAAAUCUUAACUUUGCACAGUCUACACUCUGUCUUUGAACUGUCUAUCACAUUAAAAUGUGUCCAAACUUUA